AUGGAACAAUAUAUAAUAAGACACCCCCAAGGUUGUGCGAGAGCGGGGGAGGAUGAGCAACCUACAGGAUUGGUAACACCGGAAACAACACAGGAACGAACAACGACUACGAAUUUGAACAACGGAAAUGUAUGCAUCUGUGGGAAAGUUUGCAAGAACCAACGAGGUCUGAAGAUACAUAUGGGAAAGAUGAAAUGCAAGCCAAAUCAGAGCAUAUCACAACGCACAGGGCAACCUGGUGAGACGGAGGAGGAGGUGGUUCAGGAUACAAACCACAGCGACCACAGCCUCCAUGUGUUGUACAAUGAGGAGGACAGCAUGGUAGAGGGGAAUCAACAGGAAAAGGAGGGCUUAGACAACAACAGACAGCCACAAGAGCCAAAAAGAACACCAGACACAAGUGAGAACAUAAGAAGAAAGAAAGUAAAAUGGCCCAACAAUAAAAGUAAAAGUGAAUGGCAACAGUUUGAUGAGGAUGUGGAUGCAAUUUUGAACACAACAUUGGCAGGUAACAUAGACAGGAAGAUAGAAUUAAUGACAUCAUUUAUUUACAACAUAGGUAUGGACAGAUUUGGUGCAGAUGAGAAAGAGGUGGUGAGGCGAGAGGGUCAAAAGAACAGAAGAGAAUCCAAAAUAGCAAAGAUGAGGAAAGACCUAAGGCAACUUAAGAAAAGAUAUAAUCAGGCAUCAGAGGAUGAAAAACCAGCAUUAUCUGAGCUGAGGGACACCAUCAGGAAGAAACUCAAGAUAACAAGGAGAGCAGAGAGAACUAGGAAAAGGAGGAAAAAGAGAGAGAAAGCAAGAGCUCAAUUUACAUCAGAUCCUUUCCAAUUUACAUCAAGAUUGUUGGGGAAGAAAGGAUCAGGACAACUAAAAGCUAGUAAAGAGGAAGUAGAAGAAUAUUUAAGAGAAAUGCACAGUGAUCCAAAAAGGGAAGAUGAACUCCCAGAUAUAGAACAACUUAUACGCCCGGAGGAUCCAGAGCAGGUUUUUGAUGAAUCACCACCAAAGUUGAAAGAGGUAGUAGAUGUUAUCAAGAAAGGAAGGGCAGCAUCAGCACCAGGUCCAAAUGGAGUACCAUAUAAGGUAUACAAGAACUGUCAGAGAAUUACAAGACGUCUAUGGAAGUUAAUAAGAGUCAUCUGGAGAAGAGGUCGACUAGCAGAGAGUUGGCACAAUGCAGAAGGGUGCUUUAUACCAAAGGAAGAGAAGUCAGAGACAUUAAAACAGUUUAGAACCAUCUCACUGUUAAAUGUAGAAGGAAAGAUAUUUCUUGCUAUUCUUGCUAAAAGGAUGACAAACUACAUGCUGAGCAACGAGUACAUUGACAUUGCAGUACAGAAAGGUGGGGUACCAGGUGUAUCAGGCUGCAUUGAACAUACAAGCGUAUUAUCACAGAUAAUCCGAGAAGCGAAAGAUUCAAAGGGAGAGCUCGCAGUUGUCUGGCUGGAUUUAGCGAAUGCAUAUGGGACAGUACCACACAAGUUAGUUGAGUUGAUGCUGGAGAGAUACCAUGUACCUGACGGUGUAAGAGAGCUGAUAAGAGAGUACUUCAACCAUCUGCAGCUGAGAUUUACCGUUGGGGAUUUUACAACAUCAUGGCAACGUUUAGAAGUGGGAAUAGUGACAGGAUGCACGAUAUCUGUCAUCCUUUUCUCCGCAGCAAUGAAUAUGAUUGUCAAGUCAGUAGAGAAGAAGAGCAGAGGUCCAUGGAUGAAGUCAGGAGUACGGCAACCACCAGGGAGAGCAUUCAUGGAUGAUAUGACAAUAAGCACAAAGACAAUUAUCGAAGCCAGGUGGACACUACAAGAGCUUGAUAAGAUGAUCACCUGGGCAAGAAUGAAAGUGAAGCCUAGCAAAUCCAGAAGUUUGGUAGUGAAGAAUGGUAAAGUCAAAGAGGAAAGGUUUAAAAUAGGAGACGAAAUAAUACCAACAGUCUCAGAGAAGCCAGUUAAGUGUCUCGGAAAAUGGUUCAACAACACCUUGUCAGAUAAGUUGAAUGUGGAAGAUACAUAUAAGCAGUUGGACGACUGGUUAAAGGCAGUAGAUAAGAGUGGACUACCAGGAAAGUACAAGGCAUGGAUUUACCAGCAUGGGAUAUUGCCUUGGCUGCUGUGGCCACUUCUUGUGUAUGAUGUACCAAUGACAACGGUAGAGGGAAUGGAAAGAAUAUCAAACAGUUACUUACGUAGAUGGCUUGGAGUACCACGCAGUUUCAGCAGUGUGGGCCUAUACAGUUUAGGAACCAAGUUACAGCUACCACUCAAGUCAAUCACUGAGGAAUUCAAGGUGACCAAGGUUAGACAACAUCUGACGUUAAAAAACAGCAGGGAUGAGAAAGUACGAUCAGCAAAAGUAGAAAUAAGAACUGGCAGGAAGUGGUCAACAAAGAAGACGAUAGAAGAUGCUGAGUCACGAUUAAAACACAGUGAGAUAGUGGGCAGAGUUGCAGUUGGAAGACAGGGGCUGGAUGUUACACCUACAGCAAAAUGGAGAACAGCAACAGUGGAAGAAAAAAGACAUCUGGUACAGAAAGAGGUACGAUCAAUGGAAGAAGAAAGUAGAAUGGUAAAGGCAGUGAGUAUGAAGAAGCAGGGAAGCUGGUUAAACUGGGAGGGAGCAAGACAGCAGAAGUUAGGAUGGAAUGAGAUCUGGAAGAUGGAGCCACAUAGGUUGCAAUUUAAGCUGAAGUCAGUAUAUGAUGUAUUGCCAAGCCCAACAAAUCUAGCAACAUGGGGAUUGAUAGAUGACCCAAAGUGUGUUCUUUGUGGUAAGCCAGCAAACUUGGAGCACAUCUUAUCAUCAUGCUUGAGUGCUUUGAAAGACGGGAGGUAUACAUGGCGACACGACAAGGUAUUAGGGACACUAGCAGACACCUUAGAGAGAAACAUCAGGAAGCCAAGGAAAAACAAGGAAGGACUUACUUUUGUCAAUUUUGUUAAGGAAGGAGAGAAAGGUCAGAAGAAGAAGGUGGAAGGAAGUGGUUUAUUGGUAACAGCAACUGAUUGGCAAAUGUUGGUAGAUCUUAAACAGAAGUUACAAUUCCCUCCACAGAUUGCAGUAACAAACCAGAGACCUGACAUCGUCAUUUGGUCCGCCUCAACAAAACAGGCAAUCCUGCUGGAACUAACUGUACCAUGGGAAGAAAGAAUAGAAGAUGCCUACGAGAGAAAGAGACUGAAGUACCAAGAUCUACUUGCAGAAUGUAGAGACAAUGGAUGGCGGGUUUGGUUAUUUCCAGUGGAAGUGGGAAGCAGAGGGUUUGUUGGACAGUCUAUGUGGCGAGCAUUGAGAGCACUUGGUAUUGUUGGAGGGGAAAGAAGUAAACUGAUAGGGAACUUGUGUAAAGAGGCAGAGACAGCAUCGAUGUGGUUAUGGAGGAAAAGGUCAGAACAGUGGAAGCAGUAA
Mytilus trossulus (common blue mussel) is the source of this 3408-nucleotide messenger RNA. RefSeq lists its product as uncharacterized. The transcript has a single exon. The record is from RefSeq and is a predicted model, not a curated record. The coding region runs from base 1 to 3408 and encodes 1135 amino acids. Lineage: Eukaryota; Metazoa; Mollusca; Bivalvia; Mytilida; Mytilidae.